AUGGCAACGAUUACAGUCCCUCAAGUUGUCCCUUCUCCGGUUGAAGAUGCUGAGGCACUCAUGAAGGCCUUUCAAGGAUGGGGUACCGACGAGCAGGCAGUUAUCUACAUACUAGCUCACCGGGACGCGGCCCAGAGGAAGCUGAUCCGGCUGGCGUACGAAGAGAAGUACAAUGAGAGCCUCACCCAGCGACUCCAGUCAGAACUUUCCGGUGAUUUUCAGACAGCGAUGAGCUACUGGAUACUUGAUCCUGUGGAGAGGCAGGCCGUGAUCGCCAACGCUGCCACGAAAUGCAUAGACGAAGAGUACCCCGUCAUCGUGGAGAUCGCGUGUGCCAACUCACCCGCCGAGCUCCUCAAAUUGAAGCAGGCCUACCAUGCCCUCUACAAGCGCUCCCUGGAGGAAGACGUCGCCGCUGUUGCCACGGGAAAUCUCCGUGAUCUCUUGCUUGCUCUAGUGGGCACUUACAGGUACGACGGCGACGAGGUGAACGGCGGACUAGCGAAAUCGGAGGCGAAGAUCAUCCACAAGGCCGUGGGAAACGGCAGCAUAACGGAUCACGGGGAGCUCACUAGGAUUCUGGGCACCAGAAGCAAGGCCCAGCUGGUGGCCACAUUCAACUACUUCAGUGACGAGCACAGCACCACCGUCACCAAGGCCUUGCUCCAUGGAGAGGAUCCCACGGGCUACACGCGCGCCCUGCGGAUCGCGGCGAGGUGCAUCGCCGAUACGAACAAGUACCUGGUCAAGGUUCUGAGGAGUGCGAUGCGCAGCUCAGGGACCGACGAGGAGAGCCUGACCCGGGUGGUGGUGAUGCACGCCGAGAAUGACCUCAGGGACAUCAAGGAGGAGUUCCACAAGAGGGCCUCGGUUACCUUGGAGCAAGCCGUCGCCAAGGAAACCUCUGGUGACUACAAGACCUUCAUCAUGGCUCUUGUUGGGAGCCAGUAAACCAUGGAUGCAUGCAUCCAAGAACAA
Molecule: messenger RNA, 978 nt
Organism: Lolium rigidum
Lineage: Eukaryota; Viridiplantae; Streptophyta; Magnoliopsida; Poales; Poaceae
Product: annexin-like protein RJ4
Exons: 5
Coding region: 1-951 (316 amino acids)
Cellular component (GO): cytoplasm
Molecular function (GO): calcium-dependent phospholipid binding; calcium ion binding
Source: RefSeq, a predicted model, not a curated record